AUGUAUGGAUUUUUUUUUAAUAAAAAUGAAGAUAACAAAUUGACAAACAAUAAGAGUUCAUUUGAGAAUAGUGAUAAUAAUAUAAAUAAAAAUGAUGUAAACAAUGAUAAUAUAAAUAAUGAUAAUAUAAAUAAUAAUGAUAUAAAUAAUGAUAAUAUAAAUAAUAAUGAUAUAAAUAAUAAUGAUAUAAAUAAUGACAAUAAUAAUCAUCAUGAUAAAUAUGAUGAAUCGAAUGAUAACUACAUUAAAAACACAGAAGAUGAAAUAAGUAUACAGCUACUAAAUAAUAAUGACAAUAUAAAAAAUGGAAAUCAUAAAUUAAAUCUAUCUGUAGAUGAGGAAAAAGAAAAAAGUAAUAUAAACAUAAAAAAUAUAAAUACCAAUCAGUCAUUUAUUUCUAAUAUGGAUAAUAUGAAUGAUAAACUUAUAUUGAAUAGUCAUGAUAAUAUAAUAGAAAAAAAAAACGUCUUAAAUGAAGAUGCCGAAAAUAUUAUCUACAAUGAUGAAUAUGAUAUACAUAUAAAUAAUAAUUCAAAUAACAUAUAUAACAAUUUAUCAAUUAAAAAUUAUGUUAAUUUUAUUGAUAAGGAUGAAGAAAAAAAAAAAAAAAAAGAUAUGUCAUCCAAUAAUAUAAAUGAAAGUAAUUCAAAAAAUUAUAUAGAAAAAAAUCUUAAUAAGUUAAAUAAUAAUAUAUCUGUAAAUAAAGAUAAAGAAAAAAAUAACAAGGAUAAAAGAAGUGAUAAUAUUAAUAUUGAUAUAUUUUAUACAAGUGAUAAAUCUAUAGACAUAAGUGAUGAAAAUAGUUCAUUGGAUACUAUGGAAGAACUAUGUGAAAAUAUUGAAGACUCAGAUGUUUCUAUAAAUUUUUAUAAAAAUAUGUUAAGUUCAAAAAAUAAUAUUAAUGAUAAUAUAAAUAAUGAAACGUCUAUUAUAAAUAAUAAUAAUCCAACUGAAGAAAUUAAUAUUCUUAAUAAUUAUAUUAAAAAUAUUACAGAUGGAUAUCAAAACAAUUCUAAUUCUUCCAUUGAUGUGGAUAAUAAAUUAUUGAAUAUAUUAUCUUUGUCUUUUCUAACUUUUGUUGAUAAUGUUAUUUAUGAUUCACAUAUAUAUGCACAAUCGAAUACAUAUCUUGAUACAACAAAAAUGAAAUUAAAAAAAAAACAUGAAAGGAAUAAAACAAAUCAAUCAAGUACUCAAUCCAAUCCAAUUACACAAGAUGGAAAUAAUAAAAAUAAUGAUAUCAUCAAACAAAAUGUAAAAACAAUUAAUAACAUGAAAGUGGAUAUGUCAAAAAAUGAUAUUCAUAAAAAUAAUACACAGGGUCAAAAUAAUAAUAAUAAUAAUAAUAAUAAUGUUGAUAAUAAUAAUGUUGAUAAUAAUAAUGAUGAUAAUAAUAAUGUUGAUAAUAAUAAUGUUGAUAAUAAUAAUGAUGAUAAUAAUAAUGAUGAUGAAAAUAAAUUAUCUCAACAUUUUCAUGAUAUAAAAGAAAAAUCUCCUGAUAUUACAUUCAACCCUGAUGUAAUUAAUAUGUGCUUAAAUAAUUUGUAUAAUGAACAGCUUGUAAACAAACUAAUUCAUAAAAGAAAAAAGAAAAAGAAAGGUAAAAAUAAAGGUAAAGAUAAAGAUAAAGAAAAAACUGAAGAGAGCCAAAUGAAUGAUAAAAAAUAUAAUCAUAACAACAAUAAUUACAAUAAUAAUAAUAGUAAUUAUAUUAGUUCUAAUGACGAGGAUGAGGAAUUACGCCUCUUAUCUUAUAACUCCCUCUUCAAUAAAAAAACAAAUAAAGACCAUACCUAUCAACAAAACGAUUCAACAAUUAAAAAUAUCAAAGUAACGAAUAAUAUAAAUGACAAUAAUUCUAUAGAUGAAAAUAAUAAAUCAUUACAAGAUAAUAUAUAUAAUAAAUUAAAUAAGAGAAAAAUUAUGAUCAAUCAAAUUAAUGACGAAAUUAAAAAGAAAAAUAAUAAUUAUAUAAAUACAUUUACAAACAAGAAACAAUAUUCUUUGGAAGAUAUAUUUGAAAUAUAA
This is a messenger RNA of Plasmodium gaboni, 2028 nucleotides long. RefSeq lists its product as hypothetical. The transcript has a single exon. The record is from RefSeq and is a predicted model, not a curated record. Bases 1 to 2028 code for a protein of 675 amino acids. Lineage: Eukaryota; Apicomplexa; Aconoidasida; Haemosporida; Plasmodiidae.